This is a messenger RNA of Agrilus planipennis (emerald ash borer), 2147 nucleotides long. RefSeq names its product G-protein coupled receptor Mth-like. Gene Ontology annotation, biological process: G protein-coupled receptor signaling pathway; cell surface receptor signaling pathway. The transcript is spliced from 5 exons. Lineage: Eukaryota; Metazoa; Arthropoda; Insecta; Coleoptera; Buprestidae. Bases 84 to 1100 code for a protein of 338 amino acids. The record is from RefSeq and is a predicted model, not a curated record. Gene Ontology annotation, molecular function: G protein-coupled receptor activity. Gene Ontology annotation, cellular component: membrane.
CUAUCGAUUAUUUUGAAACCUACGCAAGUAUUUUUAUUUAAUAAACCAAAUUAGAAAAAAUAUUUCUUUCAUUUUCAGAAAGAAUGUUAGCUAACGUGAAAACCAGUAACAAAAAAAUGGCACAUAUCAAGAAAUUACUUAUAUUGUUAAGUAUUAUGAUACUGGGCGUAUCGGCAGAUUUAAGCAAUAAAUGUUGUAAAGAUGAUGCCCACUUAGUUAUGAGAACUAGGCGAUGCAGCGACGGUUCGAAGCCGUUUCUAGACUGCAAUAAGUAUCUCUACAAAAAGAAAAGAGGAGUUACUACAUUCUCAUUAGAUUCUCACGAAAAUUUAGUUAUCGAAGAAAACCCCAACCACUCAGAAUUUACAAUAGAACACGGAAGUUACUGCCUAGAUAAUCUAAACGAUACGGAUGAAAAUGUUGCAUUAAUAUGUUUCGACGAAAGCAAUGAGCCCUUCUGGGAAUUGAGGGGUGGCUGUGCAAUUUUAUCUAUUAUAUUCAUGAUAUUAGUCCUUAUUGUAUACUUUCUUGUGCCAAUUUUAAGAGACCUACAGGGAAAAUGUACAAUGCAUGCCGUAGCAAAUUUAACUAUGGCUUUUGCAGUUCUUGCAACUGUGCAACUCGGACGUUUUGACUUUCCAGCGUGCGAAAUACUAGGUUUUAACAUAUAUUUCUUUUUCCUAUCGGCAUUCGCGUGGCUAAAUGUGACCUGUUUUCAUGUAUGGAGAAAUACAGUACGCCCUACCACACCUUCAAGUCCUAAGUAUCUGUACUGGAUUUCUAUAGCUUAUGGUUAUGGUAUUCCCCUAACAUUCCUUACAGGAGCAAUAAUUUCCCAUACUGUGCCUGGAGAACAUCUUAAACCUGGCAUAGGAACCAACUCAUGCUGGUUGUCAGGUGAAAAGGCAAGCUGGAUCUAUUUUUACAUGCCAAUAACUUUUGUACUGGUCACAAAUAUCAUAAUGUUCUGCUGGACUGGUACAAUACUUUGGAAAACAGUUGGAAGUAAUUUCAGGCAAAGUCACAAGCUGAAGGUUCUCAAAACAAAGUACGUAAUAGGUAAUUUUGUAUUUCCAAAUAGAUACCUACACAUACGUUAGAUUUUAUGUUAAAAAAGGGAACCUUUUUUCUUAUUCUAUCGUGAUAAUUGUUUAAAUUGUCGUUAAUCUGGAGCCGAUUAAACAUGAACAAUAAAGAACAAUAAGUUCUUAGUGAACAGUUUACAAAAACUAUCGAAUGUGGAUCGCGAUUUAAAACUUAUUAGUUCUCUUCAGCACGCCCCAUAUGCAGUUUCGAUAAAUUAUUAUCAAACCGAUAAAAGCAAGAUAUAAAACUAUAAAGUGAAUACUGCGUACGUAUUUCGCUCACGUAAAAGCAAAGUUUGUCAAGUCGGGACUUGUUCCUUUGGUAAGAUAUAACUUCGUGUAUGCUAUGGAACAUUAGAAAUAUCUAAGCCUUACUAAGGAUAUUAAUCCACUAAUUAGAAAAAGAAAAAAAAGAUUUUGUUUUUUCGUUACAUCUUACAUUAGGGGCUGUACGUAAACAGUAAGUAGUAAAAGGAUAUUCUGAACCAUACGGCAAUGUGGUUUCUUAUUAUUAACAAGAAAUAAAAGUGUUUAUUUAGUGGAUCAAAAAAAUCAGACGGAUUCCCUUCUGACUUACAGAGGCAAACAUAAAAAAUAUUACAAAUCUGCUUUAAAUCGUCCGUGUUAAGUAAGAAUUCCAAUGACUACUAAAGUCAGUGCUGCAGCAUUAACUUUACAAAGGACCCCGCUAGAUCCUUACGGAAACUGGCAGUCUUCGAAACUUCGGAUUCGACUUUAAGGGACUGUGUCUCAAAAAGUCGAGUUUUUACAGCUUAGUGCCCAUUGAGACUUUUGAUCUAUACAUCGAAAACCACCAGAAUCCAAAAAAAUUUCAUAUAAUUUGGCAGAGAGCCAUUUUCCGAAGAGAUAUAGCGGAGUCAUUAAAGAAUCCAGAAUAUUAAUAGUUACUGAUCAAAAUGUUAAUAGCAUAAUGACUAGUUGUUCCUAAAAAGGUCCAGUCUCAGAAGAAUUGACUAUGAAAAUUUCGUUUUAAAAACGUUGUCGACUGUUUAUUGUAAGCGGGAGGGGUCCAAGAAUAAAUCACGUUAGACCAUGUAGCGA